AUGUUAAAUCAAAAUAUUGAUAGUGAUGAACAAUGGUGUCAAUGGUUACGUUUUCAACCUUGUGAAUAUGUAAUACAAAAUUCUUUUGAUAAUACACUUUCACUUGAUCCAUUAGUUCGUAUGGUUCAUCAAGGAAUAAAUAGUUGUAAUGAUGAAAAUGAUAAAAAUUUAGUUCUGAAAUAUCCAGCAUUAAGGUUAUUAUGA
Molecule: messenger RNA, 204 nt
Organism: Adineta steineri
Lineage: Eukaryota; Metazoa; Rotifera; Eurotatoria; Adinetida; Adinetidae
Source: the annotation of a GenBank genome assembly